Molecule: messenger RNA, 1771 nt
Organism: Canariomyces notabilis
Lineage: Eukaryota; Fungi; Ascomycota; Sordariomycetes; Sordariales; Chaetomiaceae
Product: NADP-dependent alcohol dehydrogenase-like protein
Exons: 4
Coding region: 142-1641 (499 amino acids)
Biological process (GO): alcohol metabolic process
Molecular function (GO): zinc ion binding; alcohol dehydrogenase (NADP+) activity
Source: RefSeq, a predicted model, not a curated record
ACGAACGAAUGUCACGCUUUUGAAAAUUACAAUCAUAAAUUACAGGGACAUUCUCAGCCAUGUCUCCAAGACUCCAUGAAACUUGAACAUUGUCCGCGGUCCCAGUCGCUCUCUUCAAUCUGAGUAUCUAUCGGUGCGACGAUGCCUUCCCGAGAACAAGCCUCGUCCUCGGCAGCCUCGAAGACUGGGGUGACUGGGUUCAGCCUUCCUCUGCCCUACCGGCUUUUCUUCCUGGUCAUCGAACCCAUCGCUACUCUCGUCGGUGCCUAUUACGCCCACUUUGCACAAUCCAGGUAUCUCGAGCUCACUCAUGCCGCCUCUGCCCCAUCACCCAUUCCGCUCGGCACCUCGAUCGCUAUGUCGCAGCUUGCCAAUCUCUAUUUUGCCUUUGCGCUAAGUGAGGCGCUCGUCCUGCGGUCAACUUCGGACCUGCGCGUCUGGAAGACGGUGCUUUUCUGCUUGCUCCUUGCAGACUUUGGCCAUCUCUACACUGUCCGAUCGCUCGGUUACCAGAUUUACUGGAGCAUCUUGAGGUGGAACGCUAUCGACUGGGGAAACAUUCCGUUUGUCUAUCUUGGGGCAUCAAUGCGGGUCGAGGGACCUGAGACAUGGCUCGAAUUCCACAAGAAUGAGUUCCAGCCCAAGCCGUUUGGCGAUUACGAUGUUGACAUCAAAAUCGAGUGCUGCGGCGUGUGCGCCAGCGAUGUCCACACAAUCAGCGGAGGCUGGGGCGAGCAACAUUUCCCUUUGGCUGUUGGACACGAAAUCGUGGGAAGGGCCAUCCGGGUGGGGCCCAAGGUGACCCUGAUCAAGGAAGGCCAGCGUGUGGGAGUCGGCGCCCAGAGCUAUUCCUGCCUGGACUGCCGUCAGUGCAAAAACGACAACGAGACAUACUGCAGAAAGCAAUUGGACACGUACGGCGCCGUCUGGCCUGACUCUGGCGUCGUCUCUCAGGGCGGAUACUCAUCGCACGUGCGCACACAUGAGCACUGGGUCUUCCCUAUACCCGAUGCCCUCCCCAGUACUACGGCGGCACCAAUGCUCUGUGCCGGUCUGACGGCCUACUCGCCCUUGGUGCGGAACGGUUGUGGGCCGGGUAAGAAGGUCGGCAUUGUUGGUCUGGGCGGCAUUGGACAUCUGGGCGUCCUGUUUGCGAAGGCGCUAGGGGCGGAAGUCUGGGUCAUUAGCCGGUCACACGCCAAGGAAGCCGAUGCCUUCAAGCUCGGCGCUGAUGGGUUCCUGGCUACUUCAGACAAGGGCUGGAACGAGCCGCAUGUCAUGACGUUCGACCUUAUUGUCAACACGGCAAACAGCUUUGACGGGUUCGACCUCGACGCCUACCUGAGCCUGCUUGAUGUCCACGCCAAGUGGGUGAGCGUUGGGCUGCCCGAGGGUGACGGUAUCAAGGUGCGCAACCAGACCUUCCUGAGCAACGGCUGCUUCUUUGGCAGCUCGCAUCUCGGGAGCAGGCGCGAGACGCUCGAGAUGCUGCAGCUGGCCGCCGACAAGGGGAUCAGGACGUGGGUGGAGGAGGUGCCCAUCAGCGACAAGAACCUCUCGAAUAUUAUGACCAGGUUGCACAAGAACGACGUGCGAUACAGGUUUUGCCUGACGAACUACGAGGACCAGUUCGGGGCAUGAGUGCGUCUUGCCUAUCUAUGACCACGCCGAGCUACGGCAUGUAUUGAUAGCUGUCUGUAUAGUCAAGCAACGAAUAGAAAGAAUACAAACAGCCUUGUUAAGCGUAGACAGCAAAGCAAAGCACAAAGAC